AUGCUGGACGAAAGGCAAAGAAAUCUACAGAGGUACGCCUUGCAUCUGGAAAAGAAGGACCUCCUUCUUAAAGGGAAAAAGAAAAAAAACGAUCUGAAGAACAUUUUAUAUUUCCCCUCCCUGUUUUGGUUCAAUGGGCAGUUUUGUCCCCCCAUUCCGUAUUUCACCUUUGACCGGGAUGAGGGCGGGAUAGAAGUAGUGGAGACAGGAAAUCUGGGGAAUACCUCCCCGGGGGAAGGAAAAAACUCCCCAUUUAGAGUUCAUGUGGCUGAUUUCCUAACCUGUGGAGUGCACAAAAACAGUGUCAUUGUAAAGAGAGUUGUAAAAAAUGAGGUCUUGAGUGUAAGUAUGUUUAGCGACAUGAAGGUUGUGUCGUGCGUUUUUUAUGUGAACAUUGAGUAUGUGCUGGGUUUGGGUCCCUUCUUUGGCACGACGACGAAUCCGUUUUUUUUCUGUUUAUCUUUGGCUACUUCGGGCAGGGAGGGUCACCAAACGGGGGAGACCCGGCGAGAAACCAAGCGAGGGGCCCCUCAAGCGGAUAAUGAAGCACCCCAUCAGGUGGCAAAACGGAGGAAGUGCCCAGACGGGGGGGAAAAAAUCGGAUCGUCAGCCCCCCUCCGGGCGGAAAGCCCCUUCCUCAUCUGCGACAUGCGCAACGCCCUGGACACGGUCCCUCGAGAGCUCCUCCUCUACAACGAAAAGAAAGAAAUACACUUCUUCGAUUAUGUGACAAACAGAUCUCGAUUAAUCACACGAGAAAGGAUACAAGUGACGGCAAUGCAGUUUAGCUUUCUUCACAUAAGUGAGCACAACAGUCUUUACAACAAGAUGGGGACAGACGUCUACGAGGGGGGCAUAAAGAUUGUAGACCUAGACCAAGUGGGGCAGAAGCUUUGGCGCAAGAAUAGGUACUGCUUCGAGGUUCUGCAGGGUUGGCUCAGCGGGGCCAGGGAUGGAAAUAAUCAGCCAAACGAAGAGGAAGCAGGUGAAAGGGGAAAAGUAUAUCAGAGAGCCCCGUGCGGGCAGUGCCGCAUGGACAAAAUCCUGCGGCGGAUGUUCUACGUGCUGAUCUAUGGAGACAGCGAAGGAAACAUUUACUUCCUAAUCCCGGAGAAGGAAGUAAAAAUAAAAAAAAAUUUCAGAAAAGGGGAAAAAAUACACCUCAUAGAGACCAACGUGAAGGCCUACUUCAACACAAAAGGUGACAGCCGUAUAGCCACUGUGUUGAGAAACAAUGUGCACAUCUUUUUAGCGUAUAGGGACUGCAUCUUGGUUUUUAAUUUCCCUUUGUAUCAGCCUCUCCUUCUGGUGAAUGUGGCCGAUGAGGUGAUCUUCUCCCUCAGUGCCUGUCUUAACGACCACGGCGAGGUGUACUUUGCCUUCUCCACGCAGAGGUGCGUCAGAAUUGGGGAGCUCUCCCGUGGAGGCGAGCUGCUCCGUGUAGAGGUGGACACUACCCAAGGGAGCGGCACUCAAGGGAGUGCCACCCAAGUGGAUAACACGAGAGGACACCCCGCCGAAGCGAGCACCGCACACGUGGAUAACACGAAAGGACACCCCACUCAACGGGGCGCCAGUCAAGUUCAGCACAGCGGGAACAACCCACACAACUCGAAGCAGCAGAAGACCCACACCUGCGUCUGCUUCGGAAGGGACAACGAUCUCUACAUAACCAGCGGGGAUAAGGGGAUCAUCCACAGAUAUAAUUUGAAGCAGAAGCAGAUCACCCAUAAAUAUGACCCCCGAUGUAAGAGGAUCUUCCAUCUCGCCAUGUGCACACUGAAUGGAGAAGACUACGCAUACGUCUACGACGCGGAGAAGUUCCUCUGCCUCUUCCAACUGACCAGGCAAAAAAACGUAUACAAAAUUUUUACCCUUUCUGUGUGGGUCUAUCAGAUUCUUUGUUUUCGAUCCAACGUCAUUUUUUCCCUUGGAAAUGAAAACGUGUACAAUUUGGAGGUCAAAAAUGAAGGGGACAAGGGGAGCGGCAGCACCGACAGAAGCAACAACCGCAACAUGUUCCUGACAAAGCCGUUCUACUCCGAUCGCAUGAGCGUCUGCACCUAUCUGAUAAAUCACCCGAACCUACCACUCGUAGCCUUUGUAAACAAGAAACUCCAGUUUGGUGUUUUCUCCCUGGUGGACGCUCAAAGGAGAAGUGUCCUUGUACCGCCUAUACGAGAAAAUCAGAAUGUCUUUUCUCUGUGUUGGUUUAGUACAAGGAGGCAAUUGGAGGUGGUCGAUUUUGAUGGGGUAGGUUCCGACCUUACCGCUGCGGAUCCGCUCACGCUUAAUCAGUUUACAGAUGAAUGGAGAGGGGGAGGAGUUACCCCUCAUUGUGGUGAGUAUCUCGUUCCCCCUUUGGCCACAAACCUCGAGGGAAUAACGCAAAAUAGAGGAGCGAAAAAUAAAAGAAAGGACGACAAUACCCGGAUCAACACACACAUAGCACAGUUACUACAGAGCAGCCCUUACGAUACACACCUGGUAGUGCUGAAUGGAGAGACGCUGUUCCUUUACAGCGUCCUCACCAGCCAAGUGACAGACUUAAAGGAUUAUUUGAAAAAGGCAAUGCCCCAAUUUUGUGGAAAAAAAAAUUUACUCAAAUCGACUAUUUAUCGAAAAGUAUGCUACGUUUUUAUCUUCUCAGAAAAAAAUAUGUUUUUUAUCUUUGACCAGUAUUUCACGUUCUCUUUGCGAACCAUAAAUGUAGAUGAUCGCAUUGUCCGCUUCUACCUGCGCGACGGGUACCUCUUUAUUCACUCCAACACGUCUGUUUAUUUUACGUGCCUGCGGAAUGCGCUUUCCCUCUUUCCUGAAUUUGUCCAAGGGGGGGAUGAGCAAAGUCAAAAUUUACAGUUCACGAAGGUGGACACGGCAGAAACGUUUAAGAUAGCUCUUUUCGAUUUUCUCUGCGUGGGGGAAGAGACGUACCUGGCUGUUUUUACCAAGCGGAAGGAGAUUCUUGUGUAUAGGAUGCGCACGGGGGGGGUGCAGAACGAACGGGUCGGCAUGGAAGACGGCACCGCAAACGAAACUGCAAAUAGAACCGCAAAUGGAACCGCAAAUGACACCCCAAACGGAACCCCAAACAGCACAAGUGAGGAAGCCCACCUCGUCGCUCAGUUCCUCAGCUUCUACCAAUUCGAACACUUAAACAAAGUUGGCAGCAUCCUGAGCAUGAAAUUUUUUUACUCCUCCGUCAAGCGGCGGACGUAUUUGAUUUUCGGAGGGCUCGAGCAGUUUCUCUUCUUCUGGGACUUUGCGAAGUAUCCCCUCGUGCGGCGGGGAGGGGGCGACAUAAGGGAAGUCAGCGGCGUGAGGGAAGCGGCGUGA
Molecule: messenger RNA, 3336 nt
Organism: Plasmodium inui San Antonio 1
Lineage: Eukaryota; Apicomplexa; Aconoidasida; Haemosporida; Plasmodiidae
Exons: 1
Coding region: 1-3336 (1111 amino acids)
Molecular function (GO): protein binding
Source: RefSeq, a predicted model, not a curated record